Messenger RNA from Astyanax mexicanus (Mexican tetra), 6776 nucleotides. RefSeq names its product SH3-binding domain protein 5-like, b (gene sh3bp5lb). Gene Ontology annotation, biological process: negative regulation of protein tyrosine kinase activity; intracellular signal transduction. The transcript has 7 exons. Bases 16 to 1527 code for a protein of 503 amino acids. Gene Ontology annotation, cellular component: cytoplasm. The record is from RefSeq and is a predicted model, not a curated record. Lineage: Eukaryota; Metazoa; Chordata; Actinopteri; Characiformes; Acestrorhamphidae. Gene Ontology annotation, molecular function: protein kinase inhibitor activity.
AGGGAAGUGGAGUUGAUGAGGGGGCAAAUCCCAGCCGCACUCCUGAACAAGGCGGGGAGGGAAGGCGAGGCAGGGGAUGAGAGGGAGCCUAACACACGCAGAGCAAGGCCACGUAUGGAGCCGGGGAGGCUGCGUGAGAAUCCCCCCGGUUCUGGAGCACCGGAGGCCGCGGGCUGGACGGAACACAACCCGGCCGCAGAGGCGCAGGAGGCGGGCGGGGCGCUGAAGGAGCGCCUUGGAGACCGGGGGAGCAGCGGGCAGCCCGAGCCUGGAGCUCACGACCCCCGCAGCAGCAGCAGCAUGGACAAGGAGGGAGCUGAAGAGGACGAGGAGGAGGAGCAGUACGAUGAAGAAGAGCUGGAUCCCAGAAUUCAGGAAGAGUUAGAGCAUCUGAACCAGGCCAGUGAUGAGAUAAACAGACUGGAGCUGCAGCUGGAUGAGGCAAGAUCCAGCUACCGGAGAAUCCUCACAGACUCGGCUCGCAAACUCAACGCUCAGGGCUCACAGCUCGGUGCCUGCAUAGAGAAGGCCCGGCCAUAUUAUGAAGCACGUAGACUGGCUAAAGAGGCCCAGCAAGAGACCCAGAAAGCUGCUCUGCGCUACGAGAGGGCCGUCUCCAUGCACACCGCUGCUAGGGAAAUGGUGUACGUGGCAGAACAGGGCCUUCUGGCUGACAGGAACACUAUGGACCCUACCUGGCAGGAGAUGCUCAACCACGCAACAUCCAAGGUGAACGAAGCAGAGGAGGAGCGUCUGAGGAGCGAGAGAGAGCACCAGCGGGUCACUCAGCUGUGCCAGGAGGCUGAAGCCCGAGUGCAGACCCUGCAGAAAGCCCUCAAGAGGGUCAUCCUCAAGUCCAAACCUUACUUUGAGCUCAAGGCCCAGUUCAACCACAUCCUUGAGGAGCACAAGUCUAAAGUGGUCCAGCUGGAGGAGCGUGUGGCCAAGGUGAAGACCCGUUACUCUGUCGCCCUGCGCAACCUGGAGCAGAUCAGCGAGCAGAUCCACGCUCAGAGGGGGCGUAUCCGAGCGGCCAGGAAGCGCAACAGAGCCCGCGGGGGCCGAAGCUCUCCUGUAGGAGCGGAGUCUGAGGGCGUCAUAAAGGCGGGGGCUUAUGGGGGGCUGGGGGCAAGUCUAAUGGAUAACGAUUGGGCGGAUCAGGAGAAAACAAGGCAGUGGGUGGAGAAGCACAGGGAGCAGGGAUGGGGACAGAGAGAACGGGUGGAGAGGGCUGGGUCGGACUCCAUGUCCGUCAUCAGCCUGCAGACCAUCGCCUCGGACCUGGAGAAAUGCGACUCGGUGGAGCAUCUGGGCGACCUGAGUGACGUUGGCAGUCUUGUUGGAGAGGACAAAGAGACGGAGGGCGAGAGAGGUGUCAGGGCUGAGGUAAAAGUAGUGGUGAGAGAGGUGGCAAACGUAGCCAGACAGGAAAAGCAGGAAGCAGAAAAGGGAGCGUCUGCAGCGGAGCGGCAGCAGAGGGACAGGGAGAGUUUCGUUAAACAGCACCACAGGAGUGUUAGCUUGUGAGAAUUGCCAUGAUGACACCUUAAAACAGAGGCGUCAGGGGCGUGCUGAAGGGCAACAAUCCUGCAGAGAUUAGUGUUUUCACUCUUCUAACACACAGUGCGUCCAACUCAUCAAGGCCAUUUGUCUUGUAAACUGCAGACUUAUUAGUAUUCAGUUAUAAUUAAACAUGUAUUUAUUAUCAGCUGUACAUGAUUUGAUGAUAGCUAUAAAACUGUUUUAAAAGUUUUAACCCACAUAUAGGCCAUGAUUUAAAUUAAAAUAUUAAAUUUUAGUUAAAUUCUUAUACAUACACUGACAUGUUCAAAGUCAUGGGAUAGGAAUUAGUAUCUUAUCCCAUGGAAGCUAAACAAUGCUGCACUGACCUGCUGGAUUUGCAUGUCGGGGGGCUCCUGCAUUAAAUGUAGAUGUGAUUUCUGCCAGUUGCUUGUCUGUUUGCACGGACAAUUGUAACCAGAUGCCGCUGAUCAUGACCUUGAUCAUUACCACUCACUGCUCUGUCCACUAUAGGUGGUAAUUCCUUAUAAAGUUCAAUGACCCAUCUAUCGGGACACCCACUAUAUCAGACCUUGCUCCAACUUGAUAAUAAAAUGAUGUCUCUGGCCAGUGUUAAAUAUCCCUCACAAGAUAACACCUCACAACUUACACAUGUGUGCAAUGCAAGAGUCUGCAGUGCUGUGGUCUUCCAGAACUCAAUUCUGACAUCCCUGCCUUAAAAACCUCAAAACCUGGAGGGCCAGAGCCUUGCCUGCAGCUUUUUACGCAAGCUUUCCCAUUUGCAAAGGGCAAAUACCAUAUUGCGAUAUACAGUGAUUGUGAUAUGAUUUCAGAUAUAUUAAACCCACACAAAGCCUAUAUGUAAUGUGCUUAAAGGUUGGCCUGCAUUAUGUCUGCCAAAUUUAGUUACACUUGACAUUUAAAUUCAUUAACAAACUCACAGAAAUGCUCUGCUUUGGCUGUGGUUGGUCAGUAUGCUUACAGCAUUCUGUAUGAUUCAUUAGGCGCUUAAUCUCUUGCAAUACAAGUACUGCGCAGCUGUAUUGCAAUAAUUAUCAUUAUAUAGCUCUGGAAAAAAAUUAAGAGACCACUUCAGUUUAUAAAUCAGUUUCUCUGAUUUUGCUAUUUAUAGGUAUAUGUUUGAGUAAAAGGAACAUUGUAGUUUUAUUCUAUAAACUAUGGACAGCAUUUUUCAACAAAUUCUAAAAAAUUAAUUACUCCAGUAAUAUUGUCAUUUAUUUGCAAAAAAUGAGAAAUUGCUAAAAUAACAAAAAAGAUGGAGAGCUUUCAGACCUCAAAUAAUGCAAUGGAAACAAGUUCAUAUUCAUAGAGAGAAAUCUAUAUUUGGUGGAAUAACUCACAGUUUUCAUGCAUCUUGACAUGUUCUCCACCAGUCUUACACACUGCUUUUGGAUAACUUUAUGCCACUACUGGUGCAAAAAUUCAAGCAGUUCAGCUUGGUUUGAUGGCUUGUAAUCAUCCAUCGUCCCUUUUAAUUAUAUUCCAGAGGUUUUUAAUUUGGUAAAAUCAAAGAAACUCAUCAUUUUUAAGUGGUCUAUUUUUUUUCCAGAGCUGUAAAUAUUGUGCAGCUAGUGGUGGGAGAUAUGGCUAAAUAUUUUAUCCUGACAAUUUAAGACAUUUUUAAGGUGCACAGUAUAUAAACACAGACAGAAUGCACCAGAUGCUUUCAUGAACACUGAAGAAGCAUGCCUUUGUUCAGUGUUCUUAAAGUAGCAAUGAUGAUGAUAUCCUGAAUUUAUCAAGAUAACAAUGAAAUAUUGUCGUAUUGCCCAGCUCUAUGUGCAGCUGUGGGCUUCCGUCAGUGUUAUGGGUCUUGCCUUUCUUUAAACUUUAGAUUCUGCUUUUCCUCUGCAACCACUGACAGGUGUAAUAACCGGAACGCAGCGUGAACAAGGGGAAAGCGUGAAAGCUGCACAGGAAGGGCUCAGACACUCCAGGUCCUUGCUGCUGCGACCUAGAGAUAAAAGUUCAUUUUGUCGCUCUUCAGAGGGAAGAAAGUAGUAAUUAUACAAAUAAUAAUGUAUAAACUCAUCAUCAAAAAAUAUUUGCACUUAGAAAGACAUGUUGGAUUGCGAUGCUAUUCUAAAGAUGUGGAAGAUACAGGUUACCGGGAAAAAUAUAAAUAUAUAAAUAUAAAUAUACUAUAAAUAUAGACUUGAAUGGACUGUUGUUUAUUAAGCUACACAUACAGAAGUAGUGUGUGUAAUGCAUGUUUAAACGCAAGACAUCUAGCUAUUGAGUCGUAGAGAUAACUAAUGAUGCCCUGUGAUAAUCAAAUAAUCAGUCCUAUGCAGCUUCAAUUUUUAGUCAAUUCCUGCUGAAUUUGCAGUAUGGGUGGAGUGUUAAUAGUGUGUCAUAGCAUCCCACACAUUUUGAAUCAGGUAUAGGUUAGGCAAUGAAGCUGGCCCUGGCAUAGCAUCUGUGCCUUCAAGGCAAGCUCUUAAGAUGGCAGCAGUAUGUGGACGAGCAUUGUCCUGUUGAAAUAGCAAACCAGUGUGUGUGUGUUCAAAAAAGGGAGUUAUUGACGUAAUAUAAUUUUGGACUGUCGUAUUGCCUGGCAUCAUGCAAAAUUGCAUCCCACACCAUGACACCAGGCCUACGUAUUCAAGAAGACCUGCUGCCAUUCUGCUUUUGUCUUGGUUGAAAUGACAAGCUAAUCCACAUCUGGAUGCACUGUGGUCAGCACCAAGAUGAGUGGUUUGUUGUCACGGUCACUGACCUGGAGUCAUGGUGUUGGUACAUUUUGGCAUUUUGACAGUUCAUCAUUACAUUAAUAAGUUCCUGCAACCAGUAGCCUGAUCUUUUCUGAUCCCACACUUCGGUGGGCUAUUCCAGCAGGACAAUGCUUGUCCGCAUACUGCUGCUGUCUCAAGAGCUUGCUAUUACCAGCUGUGUCGUCAGACCUAACCCUGAUUAAAAAUGUGUGGGUUGCUAUUAGAUGCUCUAUCAACACUCCACCCGUACUGAAAAAAUCUGCAGUGUCUGGUGUGGAUAUUUAAGCAGCAUAUGAUGAAUUAUCAUAGGAUACCAUUAGGAACCUCUACAACUCUACAACACCAAGACUGUGGCAGUUCACGAUACUUCUGUAUGUGUAACUCAAUACAUUUUCUCCAUAUUAGUCUAAAAUUGUAAUAAUUUGUUGUUCCUGAUAACCUCUUUCUCUCUUUUGAAUGCCAUUGCAAUCUGACUUCUUCCUUCUGGGUGCAACUAUUAAUUUGAUGAUGAGAUAAAAAAUAGUGUUAAAUAAUAUAAUAGUAUAGUCUUCUCUCUGGAGAAAGGAGAGUUGUUUUGUUAUUUUCCUCAACAUCAGAAGGAAAUAAAAGGUUCAUGCAGGGGGAUGGAGGAGUUCGUGACGAGUAGUCAUGAGGUGGACUGUGGACGAAUGCAAACUGGCACAGUAUUGUCAUUGAAACUCUGCACCGGAGCAGAGCCGGAUCUGAUAGUCUUUUACAUAUUAAUGAAUAACAAUGAGGUGGGACACGUUUGGGGGGGAUUCGGCGUGCCCACUGGGAGUUGUAGUUCUCACACUCUGAUCCUUUCACACUGUUUAACUAUCAGAUCAGUCACGGAGACUGAGCAAUAAAAGAGAAUCGGAGAGGGGAGAGGAGGUGCAGCUGGAGUCGAACCGAAAGACUGAAAAUAGAUCCUGCUGCACAUCAUGGAUCUGCUGAUAAAAAUAGUAUCAGCUGCAUUGACCAUUUCCUCUGUGCUGAACCUCAAAGACCUGCAUGUGAGAUAGAGGGAAAGAAAGAAUGAGAGAUAAGGAAGAAGAGAAGAGGGGGAAGGGGAGUGAGAUAAGGGGAAAGAGAGAGAGAGAGAGAGAUGGAUGGAUAAAUGGAGUUCAGUGGUUUAUCACUUCGAUCUGUGCUGGCUUAAUUUGCUGAUGUUUCAUGCAUACACUGUAACAUCCAUGGCAUUCUUACUGGAGUCACUUCUUUCUUUAUUACGCUGAACUUUUAUGUUUAACACUCGGACACAACUGGAAGCAUGCUCAUCUGUUUUUUUUCUUCCCUGUGAAGUGGUACGACUUUGUAUUCCUUUCUUUCUUUUUUCUUUCUUUUUUUUUUUUUUUGUCUUGUUUGGAAACCCGACUUAUGAAAGCUACAAAAAGUGAAGCUGGUCUGGAGUGCCUUUCUUUUAGUCAGAGCUGUCUGUGUUAGUUUAACAAAUGCAGCUGAAUGAGUGUAAACUUCAGGGCAUCAGAUUGCUGUUUUAGGGUUCAUUUUUUUAUAUUUAUGUAGUGUUAUGAUAUUUUUAUCAGCAUCUUCAGAACAAAUUAUUUUUUGCUAAUUUAUUUUGUCUGUUUAUUUGAUGCAUCAGAUGUGUUACAGGUUCUUAUUAGUGCUGGAUUUUGUUUUGCAGUAUUGUUUUUAUUGUUUAUAUAUGAUACACAUAUGUUUACAAGUACAGCUUUGAAUGGGAUUAUUACCUGUUUACACCUGGUCACUUUUUGUAUGAAGUAUCUGGAUUAUAUGUGAGUAAAGCCAAGAUAUAUAAAGAUGCAUGUGUGAACACGCCUUAAAUGCAGUUAAAACAAGGCCAAAUCAAAACCACUUCAGGAAGUGGACUGAUCUGCAUUUGAACGCAGUGUGAACAUUUGAACGCAGUUGGAAUCUGUUUCUCCAAGAAACAUUCUACAAACAAAACUCCUCCCAGUACAACAGAAACUCAGUAAACACACUAAUCAAAUUUUUGUUAGACUAACCGAUUACUAAGUGCGAAUGCAUGUGGUUAAACUCUUCUCAAGAUACAAUCCAAAUACUAAUCACAUGAAGUUACCAGGUGUAAACAGGUUCUUGAAUAACUGACAGUAGUAUUAUAUGAAAUGAGUUUACAGGGAUGUAAGUCAUUUUUACUGGUUUGUGUAAUAGAGCUGGAUGGUAUGAAAGGGUAGCACUAUGACUAUGGUCAGUACUAUAUUGUUGGUACUUAGAGUUCCUCAGACUUCUCAUCUUUUCACUGAUUUCUGCUGUAAAUCUUCUUUUUUUUUUAUUUGAACUCAUUUUACUUAACUACACUACACAUCCUUGACUUGUAUUUUAUUCACUGUAAAGAAUGAAACUGCUGUUCUGAUCAGAACUUCACACAAGCUCUCUGUAUAUAUGAAGUUUGUCAAAGGUCAAAUUGAUGUAUGAUAUUAGAGUAAUAAUACUUAUCCUAUGAUUAAUGUAUUAAUUAUGUAAAUGUUAAUUUAUUGAACAGUUGAUGACAUUAAAACUGGAAUUUAACAUCUA